This is a messenger RNA of Sodiomyces alkalinus F11, 383 nucleotides long. RefSeq lists its product as hypothetical. The coding region runs from base 138 to 338 and encodes 66 amino acids. The transcript has 3 exons. NCBI's taxonomy places the organism in Eukaryota, Fungi, Ascomycota, Sordariomycetes, Glomerellales, Plectosphaerellaceae. The record is from RefSeq and is a predicted model, not a curated record.
UGUUACGCCCCCGGAUAAUCGUCGAAACUCAUACCCACUUACAACAGCUUCAUCAGUCAACGCUGUCAGGAGAGGAACCAAACAUUGAACCAAGCGAUAUAUAAGCAAAAAGGAAACCAAAGAUAUCCGAUUCAAAGAUGCUGCAACUACUACCCGCGCAGAACCUCUUCAACUACUUUCUGCUGCUCCUUGCCGCACUUUCAGCCACCAUCUUCUUCUCCAACGCAAAGGACGAGCCAAAUUUCGAAGACGACGAUUCCAUGUAUGCCUUCUAUGGUGGCGCGAAGAGAUACCGGGGCCCUCGGCCAGGAAUCAAGCGAGUAGCCUUUGACAUUUAAGGGGAUGAUUUAGUCUCAAACAAGUGGCAAGGAAUUUGAUCUCGA